GUGCAGUUCAAUCGAUUGAAAAUGACUAUCGUGUCUAGUCUCAUACAUCCACAAAGUCAGAUAGGAGGAAAUAUCCUUUAAAGAUAGUCCUCUUCUAAUGUACGCAAUCAAGCAACAUGGAAGGAUUAGUCGAUGGAGAAUGGAUAAACGAACAAAGGAGAGGAAAAAACUGAUUUCAUGGCGAAAGGCAUGAUUGGUUGCUCCAAGAUGACUCCUCUAAGGUAGAACUUAUGGAAAAGCUCUUCCUAUGCUCUCUCUGAUUCAGGCCUAAUUGCACAUGUUUUGCCCCCGUUUUACUUAGAUGUGUGUGCCAAAUUCACUCCUAAAAGGUUGGUUUUACGCUAGGUUCUUCGUGUUUGAGUGUGUUUCAGGAUUUAACAGGUGAAACCAACCUCGGUGUCAAAAGAUUGACGAAAAGGAUUGAAAACUGGGAGAAGAGGUGAAAAGAGCCAGUUCACGGCUAAUUGAGGGAGUUCACGGUCAUGCAAGACCGUGAAGAAGAGGAGUUGAACGUGAAUCGCGAGGUGUCUAGAGCCAAUGUGAAGGGUACUGAUGCAAGGUGAGUUCAUGGUCACUAAGACCGUGAACAAAGGCAGUUGACCGUGAACAUAUGUGAGGAUGCGACGCAUUUUGGCGCACGCCUGGAGUUCACGGACAUGUUUCAUGGUUCACGGCCGUGAACGCAGCUCAUCUCAGGUAUAAAAGAUGAGCUGAAAGGAGGAGAGAGGGGAGAGCCCACUUUUGUGUGAAACACCUUCCUCAGCAUUCUAGUGAGAGAAACAUAACCAAAAGGAAGAAGAAGGUUAGGGUUUGGCUUCAAGGCAAAUUUUGGGAAGAUUUCCCCCAAGGAAAGCUCAACUCAAGGGUCAAGAAGACUGGAAGCAUCCUCAAAGAUGGUUUUGCACCUUUUUCCCUUUUGUUUUUCCCACUUCUAGCAUGGAGUAGACCUCCUUUCACUUGGGUGUAGUGAAACCCUAACUCUACCAUGUAGUUUUCUUGUAUUUGUUUUGAAUGAUUGUCAUUGGGUAUUGUUCAAUUCAAUGAUUGAGGCAUUAUUUAUCAUGAUUGUGCAUGCUUGUGCUUAGCAACCUAGGGGUUGUGCAUGCUUUGUGCUUAGCAGCCUUAGGUUUGUGCAUUUAGGUGCUUAGCAACCUAAGUAUUGUGCAUAAUUGUGCUUAGCACUCCUAGGUACUUUCCCACAAAAGAGUUUUCAAACCCAAUCACCUUUGCUUUCUUUUACUUCAAUUAGAAAACCUUUAUACCAAAGUUUUGUUGCUAGAUAAUGAUUUCAACAACUGAAGUAAGGGUAGACGGACAGGCCCGGGUCGAUAUCUAAAUACUUGCCACAUACUGCACCCGAUUAGAGUUUAAAAACUUGGGCUCUAAUUGGGGUUUUAUAGUGGUGUAGUUUCGUGCAAGUGAAGUUUUGGAGCCAUUGCCGGGGACACAGUCUGUUAUUCUGAUAAAGUUGUUGGUUGUUAAUCUAGCUUUUAAUUUCUAGUUUUGCAUGUUUGUGUUCUUUGCUUGUGCUAGACUUGGUGUUUUCCAAUUUCUAGGAGAAGGAGUGAAAGAGGGGGACAACAAUUGAGUCUCGAUGUUAGUAGAGAAGGAGUUGAAGAAGUCAAAGUUGAACCUGUCGUUGAAGAGGAAAUAGCGGGGAACCAAAGACAAUAUGGAGGCGCUCAAGCCCGCCAUAUGAAUGAGGCGACAGGAGAAGAAGGAGCCCCGAGAACGAUGGGGUACUAUAUUGCCCCAAGGUCGGUGGACAUUCAAUUGCCGAUCCUACAUCCUCCGGUGGCGGCAAACAAUUUCCAGAUCAAGUCGACUCUAGUGACUAUGAUACAAAGUAAUGCUCUAUUCCACUGCCAUGAAAGCGAGUCACUUAGAGAGCACGUGCAGAGAUUCUUGGAGCUCGCGGGGAGCUUGAAAAUUGAAGGUGUGCCGACCGAAGCUUUGCAACUAAGGCUUUUCCCAUACUCACUCUUGGGGAAGGCACUUAGGUGGCUAAACAAUCGCCCACCUCGGUCUAUCACCUCAUGGGAUAACCUUCUCAACAAGUUUAUGGCUCAUUAUUGCCCGUCUUUAAAGACGGUGGAGUGGAGAAAGAAGAUUACACAUUUCAAGCAAAAAGAGGAUGAGACCUUGAGGGAUGCUUGGGAGAGGUACUAUGAUUACUUUCUUCGGUGCCUUCACCAUGGGUUUGAAGAACAGUUUCGGAUUGAAACCUUCUACGGAGGCCUAAUGCAAGAAGGUAAGAUCCUCAUCGAAUCCUUGUUGAGGGGAAGUUGAUGAAUAUGGCUCCACCCCAAAUAGCCGAGAUACUUGAAGAUAUGGCCCUUAGGGGGUAUGAUUGGGGGUUGACUAGAAGUAGAAGAAGGAGCCAUGAUAGGGGGUGAGAAGCAUGGGAGUGAGUGCUCCGCUUGAGGUGAAGCUCGAUAAGUUGCUUGAGGUUAUGGUUGAAGAUAAAAGGCAAGGAAAACGGGCGGUAAUGUCGUGCGACUGGUGUCUAGUACUAGCCACAAAAUGGCGGAGUGCCAAGCAAUGAAGGAGGCAACCACUC
Linum trigynum is the source of this 2560-nucleotide messenger RNA. The record is from the annotation of a GenBank genome assembly. Lineage: Eukaryota; Viridiplantae; Streptophyta; Magnoliopsida; Malpighiales; Linaceae.